AUGGAACCCAAAACUUUGAUAUUCAUCGUCAUGAUCAAUGUAAUCACCACUCCACUUCCUUCUCUCUCUUCCCCAAUCCAUUCCAACAAAACACCAACAACAUCAACACUAACUUCUGCUCAAUACAAAACCUCAACCCGCAACACCAUUCAACAACAGUUUCUCGGAUCACACAACACCGUAAGAGCCAAGCUUCGUCUCCCUCCUCUCAAAUGGAGCAACAAUCUUGUCGCCUACGCAACUCGGUGGUCCCGAACCCGCCGUGGAGAUUGUAAACUUAUUCACUCAGGUGGACCUUACGGGGAGAAUCUCUUCUGGGGAAGCGGAAAAGGGUGGACUCCACGGGACGCGGUGAAUGCGUGGGCCUCGGAGAUGAAAUACUAUGACCGGAGGACUCACCGAUGCAAGGGCAAUGGAGAUUGCUUGCAUUACACGCAAGUGGUGUGGAAGAAGAGUUUGAGGAUUGGGUGUGCAAUUGGAUUUUGCAAGAGUGGUGACACAUUUAUCAUUUGUAAUUAUGAUCCUCCGGGUAAUAUUGUUGGACAACCACCCUUUUGA
Arabis nemorensis is the source of this 558-nucleotide messenger RNA. Lineage: Eukaryota; Viridiplantae; Streptophyta; Magnoliopsida; Brassicales; Brassicaceae. The record is from the annotation of a GenBank genome assembly.